AACUGGACGGCGCCCGCGACCUUCUCCUUCGACUACCUCAAGAGCAUCUACGCGGAGUCGCUUUCGGCGGCGGACUCGCCCCAGGAUCGGUGCCAGUUCUUCCCCUACAGCACCUCCUUCCGCGGCCUCCGCGAGGUGUUCGACAUGCACCCCGCGCGGGCUGCCAUGCAGCCGGGCUCGCUGCCCUGGUACGUCGGCUGGAGCAACUGCGACGAGCGCGUGGCACGGGAGCUGCGCGCGCACUACGGCCGCCCCUACUUCCUGCCCAACCUGUCCGAGAACAAGAACACGGACUGGCUCUUCAUGGGCAGCAGGGGCUACGGCGCCCAGAUGCACGUCGACAACGUGCGGCACCCCUCGUGGCAGGCGCAGCUGCGCGGCGCCAAGCUAUGGUCGCUGCAGCCGCCCCCGGAGUGCCUGUACGAGUGCGAGUCGUUCUCGGUGGUGGUGGAGCCCGGAGAGAUCAUCGUGCUGGACACCAACCAGUGGUACCACUCCACCAAGAUCGUCUCCGACGACAUCAGCAUCACGAUCGGCGCCGAGUACGACUGACUUGCCGCGGAGGAAGCCAGAGCAGCGCUAGGCACACAUCGAGAACAACAACAACAUCACCUUAAACAGCAGUACCGAUUUCUGCUACCGCUUUGUUGUAAAGUUUUUACCAUUAAAUCUCUGUAUAGUUGUUGUUA
This is a messenger RNA of Frankliniella occidentalis (western flower thrips), 689 nucleotides long. RefSeq lists its product as uncharacterized. The record is from RefSeq and is a predicted model, not a curated record. The annotation marks the transcript as partial. NCBI's taxonomy places the organism in Eukaryota, Metazoa, Arthropoda, Insecta, Thysanoptera, Thripidae. The transcript is spliced from 3 exons.